AAGGCCGUCAAGGCAGAGGCAACGGUAUACAUACCUAGCAAGAAGCUUUCGUACGCUCCAAGCUUGUGACAGCAAAUAACUUUCGCCUGCGCGCGUCGGCUCGAUAUCGGUCAGGUCAGCGUGUUGCACUUUGUGGUGCGGAUACUUCAUUCGGAGGCCCACAUGUUGGCAGCACCACCAGUCGCAUAACUAGACACAGCUGUCGACAACUCUUGCGAUUAUACUGCCCACAGCCAAGCGCGUUGGCGCCACCAUGACUUUGCCACUUCUGAGAGCCCUGACCGUUGCGCACCGCGAGCAACAGCAGCAGGGCUUUUAUCGCACUCGCCCUGACCUCAGCUCGAGGUUCGGGGCGCACUAUCGACCCAUGCGCAACCCGACCGCCGCUGCCGUCGCUAGCGCCUACAAUUCCUUCAGGCCGGAGGAUGGGAGCAUGUAUCAGCAGGAGGAAGGCAACAGGGUGCUACCGAUCGACGCGUUUGUAGAGCAGCAGUUCAUAAUCAAUAAUGUUGCCGUCGCAGCCGUCACGCUGUAUGCUUGGGAGUUCAUCUCGACUCUGCCCGCCGAAUUUAGCCUGUAUAGCCGCAUGGGCUGGAAGUCGGUGCAGCCAUGGCUCUUCGCCCUCGUCCGCUACGGGACGCUUCCGGCGCUAAUCCUGCCUGCCUACUCCACCUGGGGCGAUUUUGACAAUACAAGGGCCUGCCUCAUUCACCAGCAAGAGGUCACAGCGGUUGUGCAGCUGAUCGUCGCCGUCAUCUUUGUACGGCGCACGGUCGCCAUCUGGGACCGCGAUCUGCGCGUGAUGGUCUUCCUCAUAGUCCUGACCGCGUUGCAAUUCGCCAUGUCCUUUGGCCUGCUGUGGUUCACUGAGGAGACACUGCUCAGCAACGGCGCCUGCAUGCCGUUGCCGCGUCCCGGCUCGACGGACCUGCAGGCAUACUUCUACCUGGUGGCCUUUGUCUUCGACACCAUCACCAUCGGGCUCAGCUUUUGGAAGCUGUGCUACUACAGCGACCUCCCCGCUCCGACGAUGAACUCUCCCAGAAGAAGGUCUUCCGCCAUGCUGCACGACGACGGCAUUGCCAAGGAGUCGCCCAAGGUCAUAGGCGAGGGCAGGAGCAAUCUCGCAAGCGCGGCCAGACGUGCCUUAUCCCUUACUAUUCUGGGCCACAUCCACCGGCGUUGGGAAUCACUCAACGUGACGCCGUUGCUCUCGAUCUUAUCUCGCAACGGUCUCAUGUACUUUGUCGUUGCCAGCGCCUUCAACAUUGCCAACGUUGGCCUCGAGUUAAGUAAAAGCAUUCAUUCGAAAGCUCUGAUCAGCUUGUAUGCACCAAUUAUGUGCAUCCUAUGCCAGCGCGUCAUCUUGACUGAGGCACCGGCAUUCUCCAGUCGACGAGGGAGCCGGCACGCUUCUGCUAUUUCUUUCGGAUGCAGCGGCAAGCACCUCAACAAUGGUGUUAUCGGCAUCGGAGUCACCCGCCUGCCGUCGGGCGACAGCACGGGUUUCAAGAGGGACAGCACCGCAUCCGUAUUGCAGGCGCCUUUCCUUGCGUCGCUCAACGAUGUCAAUGGAUCACCAGCAUCAUUCGCACCAAAUUCAUUGGCGAAUGGGGGCCACCACCCAGCGGCCGGGUCACUGGCGAAGGUUACACGCUCCCCGUCCCUGUCACGUGGCAUAGUGAUGAUGCAUCAGCAGCAGCGCGAUACCGAAGCGCCGAUGACGCCCGAAAUGGCUCGAUUCGACAGCCGGCGAGGGAAAAGCACGACACUCGUGCAAGCGCUUUUAGGCGAGCGGCGGCACAGCUGGGAAGGUGAUGAUGCUAAUAAUACCGGUGCCGGCGUCGUACAGCAUGUGUCAGUGAAUGUUGAAGGGGCAGCAGCCGUUCCGAAGGCACAGGAUGGGGAAGAGCAUUGUCCAAGCGUAUGCUCGCAAGCAGCUAUCUCGUCGCCAGCACUCUUCUCGCGCCGAACCAAUUCCGACUUCUCUUCCGCUGCUCUCUCUUCCUCUCAAUGGAGCAACACCCUAGCAGCCGCAACGCCGUCGCCACGACAAGCGCCAGCUCCUGCGUAUCUCCUCUCCGAGCCGCCGUGCAACCCGCUUGCAGGAUCUGGUAGCCAUGUCGGCGCCGACGGCCUGCCUGUGCUCGAUGACGAGCAGAAGGCUGCAGCGAUGCGCAUGGCCGGCUUCUGAAUGCGCGGCCUCCCGCUCUUCUACGGACUGUUACCAUGCGCCAUGCUGGGUGUUCCAUUCACCUAUGGCUUCUUGCGAGCUGGACUCCCGGACUACAUAAUAUUUUCGCUGUGCUGAUCUCAAAGCUUGCUCCCCUUCAUAUAUCAUUAUCCAUUUUUA
This is a messenger RNA of Tilletiaria anomala UBC 951, 2353 nucleotides long. RefSeq lists its product as uncharacterized. The record is from RefSeq and is a predicted model, not a curated record. The coding region runs from base 254 to 2194 and encodes 646 amino acids. The transcript is spliced from 3 exons. Lineage: Eukaryota; Fungi; Basidiomycota; Exobasidiomycetes; Georgefischeriales; Tilletiariaceae.